Molecule: messenger RNA, 15740 nt
Organism: Eurytemora carolleeae
Lineage: Eukaryota; Metazoa; Arthropoda; Copepoda; Calanoida; Temoridae
Product: titin
Exons: 81
Coding region: 165-15740 (5191 amino acids)
Molecular function (GO): protein binding
Source: RefSeq, a predicted model, not a curated record
CACACACAGGACUUCUGCUCUCACUGCUUCACAGCUGAUUCAAGCUCUUCAGUGGAUCUCAGGCCUGUCCCAGGAAAACUUAAGAGCUGCAAUAAUAACAGAGCAGCUGGAGGAGAAGGUUCAGGAGAAGCUCUUACCCCAGGGUAUCAACAUCUGCCCGGAGGAUGGGUUCCAUUGGAGAAACAUUCGCGCCCUCGUUCGUGAGGAAACCUCAACUCCGACAAGAGGAUGAAGGAAACAGACUCAUCUUCGAGUGCAAGCUUGCAGGAAGUCCCAAACCCGACGUUUCCUGGUUUCGAGAAGAUGCUAAACUCGAAGAGGAUGAUAGAACUUAUAUAAGAAUUUCCGAAGAUGAAAAAAAUACAUUUGCUGUGAUACUUGAGUUAAAUGAUGUAGUAGAAACAGAUGCUGGUCUAUAUAAGGUGAAGGCGAAGAAUAAGUAUGGCGAGGUUUCAGCUUCAAUCAACCUAAACUUUAGUCCUGUUGAUGCUCCUCCUCAACCCCAGGUUGACGGGACAGCUCCAACAUUUUCUAAAAAACCAACAAUUAGACAGGAAGAAGAUGGCCGUGUAUUGGUUUUCCACUGUGGGAUAGUGGCAGACCCUACACCAGUCAUCACAUGGUAUCAUAACGGUGUCAAGGUGCAAGACACUGCUAAAUACCAGGUUGUAACGAAACAAGAAAACCAGUAUACAUUCGACAGCUCUCUUAUUAUGCGUGAUGUUACAGUAGAAGAUACAGGAAAGUACAAGGUGACCGCUAGGAACGACCUAGGAGAGUCAAAUGCAACAAUCAGUUUAAAUUUUGAUAGUGAUGAGGCGUGUAUUCCCAAGGGGGGAGUAAAGCCAACCUUCACCGAACGUCCAGUAAUCAGGCAGUCUGAUGAGGGGAAUACAAUUAUAUUCCAGUGCAGGCUUGCAGGAGACCCGCAGCCGAACCUGACCUGGUACCACGGGGAAAAGGUGCUAACGGAGACAAGCAGGAUCAAGAUGACAAUGAAGCAGGAGAAGCAGACCUACUACCUCUGCUGUCUGGAGAUAUCCAAUGUAGAGGCAGCAGAUGCUGGACAAUACAAAGCAGUUGCCAGCAACAGCAGUGGAGAGUCCCAGGCCACCAUAAACUUGACCUUCCAGGACAGUGGGCCGGGCAAACCAAAGAUUCCAGAUGGUCUUGCACCCAGGUUCCCUAAAAAGCCUAGUAUAAGGCAGGAAGGGGAUAACCUAGUGCUUGAAUGUCAGCUUGAGGCCAACCCUUUACCUGAGAUAACAUGGUUCAGAGGAGAACAGAGAGUUGAAGAAACUAAAAGGAUGAGAUAUGAGUGUAAGAAACACAGCAAGAAUAAAUAUAUUCUCACACUCACCAUAAAGGAGCCAAGUCUGGCGGACGCUGGUCUUUACAGAUGUAACGCAUUUAAUGCGUACGGAGACAGUAAUGCAAAUAUUGACCUUAAUUUUGAAACUGGAGAGGAGGGAGGACCUGCCACUGAUCAAGGGUCCCAAGAGGUCCCUGGAGAAGUCUCUAAACCAGUAGGAGAUGGGUUCCCUCCAACCUUCACGGAGAAACCUAGAAUUGUUCCAAAUGAAACUGGAACUUUAGUCUCAAUGAAAUUCAAGGUUCGAGCUAAACCAAAGGCUGAGAUGCAAUGGUUCAAGGGAACCCAGAAGAUCAAGGAAGGAUCAAAGUUUGCCGUCAAGUAUAUUGACUGUGGUAAAGACGAGUACGAGAUUAUCCUCGAGAUUUCGAAACCCUGCGCUGACGAUGGAGGAGAUUAUAAAUGUAUGAUGAAAAAUGAAUACGGUCAGCUGCAAGCUAAACUCAACCUUAACAUUGAAGCCGAGCCUGCCUCAGCCCCUGCCGGAGCUGCCCCAACCUUCAUGGAGAAACCUAAAAUCGUAACGAAGGAAGAUGGAAAGCUGAUUAUGUUGAUUGUCAAGUAUCGUGCUGAGUCAAUGUGCCAGUGUGUUUGGUCCUACAAGGAGACCAAGGUUGUCGAGACCAAGUCCAUCAAGAUCGUUCAUGAGAAGAUUAGCGACUACUUUGAGUCCCGUAUGGAGUUGGCGGAUCCAGCGCCAGAAAAUGCAGGAGUGUACAAGUGCAUUGUCAGUAAUCAAUUCGGAGAGAUUAAUGCUAAUCUUUCACUCAAUAUAGAGGUCGCUCCAGUCAUCAGGGAGCGUCCUAUUAUAAAGAAGGUGGAGAAGAAGAAGAGUGUUGUCCUGCAGUGCGCUGUCCAGGGCAACCAGGAGAUCGAGGUCCAGUGGUUCAAGGAGGGCCAGGCCAUUGAUACUAAACAGGAAACUAAAUUCUCUGUUCAGAAGAAGAAAUCUGAAGUAAGAGAGGGAGAAACUAUUGUUCAACUGGAGAUUAAGGAUACUGAGAUCACUGACAAGGGUAAUUACAAGCUAGUUGCUAAAAGUGUAUCCGGAGAAACCCAGAGCCAAGCAGUUCAGCUUUUAGAGGAGCAGGUAAAAAUGGAGGCUGCCGAAGUUUCAAUAGAAGCGACGACAGAAUCCUCCGAAGAGACAGUAAAGAAGAAGAAGAAGAAGGUUGUCAAGAAGAAGAAGAAGAAGGAGGAAGAAAAGGAGAUUAAAGCUCCUGAAAUUGCAUCCUACCUGAAAAACUUUAUUAAAAAGGAAGGGGAAGAUGUCGAGUUUAAAUGUCGUCUUGAAGAGGAAAUGGAAGAGGGUGAGGUCAAGAUGACCUGGUUUUUUAACGACGUUGAAAUCACUGCCUCAGAUAGAGUUCUGAUCACGUUUGAUGGACUGUACGCCACUCUACAGCUGAUUGGCUGUACACUAGAGGAUGGCGGAACCUAUAAGGUCGUCUUUUCUAACGAAAAGGGACAAGACGAAACCUCAGGAAAGGUCAACGUUAAAGAGGUCCCAAAAGAGGCCCCAAAAGAGGAUGAAAACAAAAUAAAAGAGAAAAAGAAAGUUGAAGAACCCAAACCUGAACCAAAGCCCUUCAAGAUGCCCAAGAAGGUUGAGAAGAAAGAUCCUGUUCCAGAAACUGAACCCUCCUCAUCGGAGGAACCGUCCUUUAAACUACCUAAAAAGAAACCGUCUGUUCAAAAGCAACUCCCAAAAGAAGAACCCAAGGAAGAAGAAUCCCCAUUUGGAAAGAUAAAACUAAAGAAAGCAGAACGGGUUCAGAGAACCUGGGAGGACGACAGCCUAGAGAAAGUUGAUCUAAAGCAUCACGAGUUUGAACGCCCGCCCCAGGACGAAGAGCCUGAGGGUAAAAGCACAGUAAAACUUGGCAAAGCUUUGGAUAUUGAUCUUGGAGAUGAUAAAACGAAGAAGAAGAAGAAGAAGAAAGCAAAAGAGGACGAAAAAGAAGAACCUGAAGAAGAACAGGUCCCCGAGGAAGAAGUAGAAAAGGUUGAGGAGAAGGAAGAGGAGGUUAAAAAGUUGAAAAAAUCUGUUUCCUUCAAAGAGGAACCAGAAAUUGAAACUUUUGACAAAGAAACCGGGAAAAAGAUUGUUAAGAAAACUGUAAAGCGAAUUGUGAAGGUGCGACGGAAAAGUCAGGACUCGGAUGAUUUUGAUGUUGAAGACGACAGUUCCAAGACAACUGAUCUCAGCACAGAGUCAUCUGCCGGACUUGAAGAGAAACUAAAAUCUGGAAGUUCCGCUGCAGAAAAUACAUCAGAGGAGUUUGGUAGAAAUACGAAUCGACAAGUAAGGUCAUGGGUUCAGAAGCGACAAACUAUUCAAGCGCAACAGCAAGGUCCUAAGGAUAGCUCUGAACAUGUAUCUGAAACUACCAUAUUCCACAUAGACGAGAAGCAAAGCACCCAAACCCAAAAAUGCGUCCUACGGAAAAGAAUAGUAAAACAUGAAUGCGAGAAUAAGAAGUGGACAGAAGUGUUUGAAGAUUCUUUCUUCAUCCCUCUUCAACAGUUGAACCUUAAUCAGUUCAUCUCGACUUCGGAGAGUGUUUGCGGAACAGUUUUACUCAAGAAAGUUCUUCUUCUGCACAGAAAAGAGAAUGGUCAAGAAAUUGAAGAAGAAUAUGAGCUACCAGAAGCUGGACAAAUUACAGAAACCUGUCUCCCGGUCUUAGACUAUACCCAGAUAACUGAUAUCAGGAUACAAACUCAAUCAAAAAUUGCUCAGGAAGAGAACAGACUUGAAACAGAGAAGAAACUAAUCAGCGGAGAUCUUCCAGUGAUAACAGAUAGAACUGACACUAUUGAGAAAAUGAUGAUCAAAGAUAUGUCUGAUAACGAGUUCACAGAAAUCCAUGCUGUUGCAUCAAACACUGGCACUGAUGGUGAAAUGAAAGUGCAACAUGCUUCGAAACUACAAGGGGAAACUCAAGAAGUUGAAGAUUCUCAGACCUUAUCAACAGUGGAAUUAGAACAAAUAUCAGCUUCUCAAAAAGUUCAUGAUCAAGAGUACAGCGGCAAAUCUACACAGAUAGCAAAUACAGUUGGUGUUUCAUCCAAUGUUGAAAGCUCAGUGGAGUUCAGCUUGAAAGAAGUUGAACCUCUAAAAGCUGUUCGUAAACAAGAUAAGAUUCCAAUCUUGGCAUCUCAGAGUGUUGAGCAAAGAUUCUCAGGUCUAAUUGUAGAAGGCGGAGAUAAACUCAAGGAUGUCUCUAAAGAAACGACUGUAAAAGUGCAUCAGCCAGAAGCCAGAAGCAAAGUUAGGACCAACAUCAAAGUAACUUCAAACUUGAAAGAGUUUUCAGUAAAACAAGGAGAAGUUCAAGAACCUUUGGAUGAGGCAUCUGCACUGAUGCCAUUAAUUGAAAAGAUUGGGCAUGACAAGACUGUAAGAGAUUUGACCAAAUUUCAGGAUAAUUCUAAAAAUCAGGCAACACUGAUUACUAGACAAGGUGGAGAAAUCUUAUCAAUGGAGAGAACUGAAAUGCUUGCUGAAAAUUCAUCUGAUAACAUGGGAGUUGCAACUGUUAAAAGAAUAGAAAUAGAUACAACUGAGAUUGAACAGCAGUUACCGCUCUCUAUAGUAGAGAAAUUAGUGCCAGAAAUCAAGGAGACAACUACUGCUAGGACAGGAAUUGCAAUUUCAAAGCGUCAAGUUGCCGAAAAGAUGUCAAAAGUAGUUGGACGACCAAAAGUAGAUACAGAAGAGAUAGAUUCAUGUCUUGAAAUUUCCUCUGAGAAGACAACCCCCCUAAAUAUAACUAGCUCUGAAGUCAGAGAUAGAAAAAAUAAAGCCGAGAGAGUUUCUAAACAGGUUGGUGCUGAGGAAAAGGUUGAAGAUUCCCUGAUAUUGGAACAAGAAGCUGUAUCUAGCACUGCAAUAGUUUCUUUAACUCCUAAAUCUGCUUUACAGCAAGCAGUUUUAAGGUCUACUGAAUCUGGAGAGCACAAAAAAGAUGAAGAGCUUGGGACAUUUUCAGGAAACAAUAAAGUUGGGGCUUCUGCACAGACAGGUGUAAGAUCAAAAAUGGAGACAACUGCUUUGCAGAUCGUUGAACAGAGCACAAGUGAAGAAAGCAUAAACCUUUCUCAAAAUCCAGAAGUUGUUGUCAAACUAAAGCCAAGUAUAGCCCCAGGGUCUAUUAAUUUAACUAAGAAAACUGAAACUAUUAUUUUUGAAGACCUUGGCCUUGAUGAUAAAACACUGAAGAACACCAUGCAAACAGUGGCAAAUUUAUCUUUGGAGGAUAAACAUGAGAUGCAACAAUCUUCUAAUCAAACUGUUGAGCUUGGGCAGGAUCAUACAGAAGAAGUGCAAAGUUUACAAUCAGAGCAAUCUCCAAGAGAAACUGCUGUUCUGAAAAAAGAGGGAAAGAAGACAAACUUAAGGCCUAAGUCAAUUGAACGCAUUGAAGGUAUAGAUACGGACAUUCUAACUACCUCCCAGAUCAAUAAUGCAACAGCUUCUACUGUCCAAGCUGUGACUUUGAAAGAAGGUAACAAGGCAGACCUUGCAAAGAAAAGUGUAACGUCCCAAGGGUUAAGUUACUCAUAUGACCAAUAUGAAAAUCUGGAUACAAAAAUUUUACAAAAAGAAAGGGCAAAAUCAAUAGAUCAGACAUUUGAUCUUCUACACAUUGAAGAAACAACAUCCCAAUUUGAUUCCAAGAAAGUUCCGAGGGAAGUUGUUACAAUAGGCACUAGUAAAGCAAAGGUUUUAAGGGAUAGAGCAAAAUCUGUAGAUCAUAAGCUGGGCAUAUCACUCAUUGAAGAGUCUGUUGAUGAACUCAACCCAGGCCUAGAAGUUCUUAAAACUGCAAAAGUAAGAAAACAAAACAAUCCAAUAACAGAACAAACUACCUCAGUAGACAAACAAAUAGGAGAGACAGGUUCUGUACAAAUAGCUGAGGAAAAUAUUUCAAGAAUCCCUGAUACUGAUAAAAUUUGUUCAACUUCAGAAAAGUCUAAAAUUCAAAAAAUAGUUGUUCAAAGAGAAACAAAUCAAGGCAUAAGUAUGGAUUAUGAAAAGUGCAAGGAUAUUGAGCCUGUAUCUAUGUCAGAAAAAACAAGAGCAUUGACAACUACUGGUGGCAAAAAAGCAAAAAACAGAGCCACAUCAAUUGAAAGAAGCAUGGGUGCUCUACAGAAACAAGAAAUUUCAGAUUUUCUAGAGCCUGAAGUUCCAAUACAUGACACUGCUGUUAUGGAAUAUGAGCAAGAUUCUAAAGCUCAAGCAAGAUCUGUUGAAAAAUUGGUUGGAGAAGAAAGAGAUUCAGAAGAAACUCUUGAUUUGAAAGUUGUUCUUCCCAGUGGGCACCUACCUGCGGUUGUUAAAGAAAAACAUGUAAGAGAAACCUCCCUUUAUUCUGCGAGAUCAGAAGGACUUAUCCAGGAAUCAGAUGAGUGUGAACAGUUGAAACCUAAAACUCAAACAAGAGAAGAAAAAGCUGAGUCUAAGGUUCACAGAAAGGGUUACAAAGAUAGAGUCAAAUCUAUUGAGCGACAAGAAGGGUUUGUAAAUGUUAAUGACAAGGCCACAGAUCUAAAAGGUCAAGAAAAUGAGGUUGAAGCCACAGAAGUGGUGGAAACCCAAAGAAAGCUAAGCAUUGCAAGGGCAUGUGAGAAGCAGCUUGGAUUGACAGAUAGUCUCAUGAUACCUACUGAGUUUUCUGAAAAGGAUAUCUCAAACUACAAGAGCAUAGAACCUACAGAAAACAUGAUGCGGCCAAAACACAGAGCAAGAUCAAUUGACAGGAAAAUGGGACAUGCCAUUGUUGAUGAGUUAACUAUGGAAAUGCCAACAGGAUAUCAAGCUAAAGAGUUUACAGCAGAUAUUUCCUCUCAGGCUCUAACCACUGAAUUACCCAGCAAGACAUCUGUGAAUGAGGGCUAUGUACAGAUGUCUGAAACGAUGGAGGAGAUGUCCCCGACUGAAGAAGAAAAGGGCAAUGCAAGCAUCAUCUUAAAUAAAAAAGUAAGCUUUGAUCAGGCACAGUUGAAACCUCACCUAUUUGGUGUUGAUGUUAGCUAUGACAACACUGAAAAUAUGGAGAAUGAGAUUGAUAAACCAGCAACAGCUAUGUCAAAAACAAUUGGAAAGUAUCAAAGACAAAGUAAAUCAGUUGAUAAACAAUUGGGGAUAUAUGCUGAAGAACUAGCUACUCAGGAUCUUAGUCUUAAGACUAGUCUGAAGGCAGUAACUGCGUUGCCUACAAGUGAAAUCAAAAAGUUGAAGAGGGUGGUAUCUAAUUCCUCAAAAAUUGGGUUUAUGCCAAAAAAUGAGACAACAAAAAGUAAUCCAUCUGAAGAAUCUCUAACAAUGACUGCUAAAGCAGGAAAAGAACGGCCAAAAAGCAUUGAAAGGUCAAUAAAUUCAGUAGCAGCAAUUGGUAAUUUAACAAAAGAAGAAGUUUGUGAGGAUAUAAAUGAAACAGAAGAUAUUUCUGUACAAAUUAAAGCAUCCAAAAUUAAAUCUGAAAGACACAGAUCAAAAUCUAUUGACCGUAGGGUUGGAAUAAAUAUGGAAGAGCUCACAGUGGAAUAUUUUGAAACUGAACCACUACAGCCAAAGGAAGAUGUCCAAAUAUUACAUGAAAAUAGUAAUUCAGAUAAAGGAACACUAAGUUCUUACAUACAAGGAUAUCAACCACAUCAGGAAGAAAUAAAAGAUUUCAGUCAAGAUGAUUUUGAAACAUGCAAAGCAUCUGAAGCUAAAGUUCAAUCUGAAACAAGAAAAAAAGCAAAGAAACGUGAUAAAUCUCUUGGGCAUUAUCAGGAAGAGGAGGAAGCUAAAGUAUUUGAUGUAAAUCCAGAGAAAAGGGAAUCAUUGACUGGAAAGAUUGUUGGAAAUGUAUUUGGGAAGGUGAAGUCCAUUGGAUUAGGAAUGGGUAUUUACCAUGCUGAAGACUCUGCAAAGGAAGCAGAUUUAGUUCAGCCAAAUCUUAAGCAAGCCAAUGAAGGCAUUGUAAAGGUUUGUCUUCAGAAUCCAGUAAAAAAAUCAGAGCUAAUUGGACAAAAUGUUAAAAAAGAUGAAAUAAAUGACUUAAAAAACAAUUUGGAAAAUCCUUUACUACCAAAAGUUCAGCUAACUAGGAGCAAAAGCAGUGAAAGAGCAAAACGAGUUUGUCUGGAACAAGGAUUUGAACCCAAGGAAGAGUCUUGUGAUUCAAGUGAAAAGUCAAUCCUUAAAACAGCUUUAGCAACUUCCUCUGAAACUCCAAAACAAGAUACUAAUCGGGCGUUCUGUGCGACUAAGCAAACUGGGGUGUAUUUGCCUGAGGAAACAUCUUCUGAAGGUUUGAAUAAACCUUUUGAAACUUUAACCGCCACUGAAACAACUGCUGUUUCUGGUUACAAUAAAAGAGCAACAUCUAGGCCCAGAGUGCAAGGAUUUGAAACUAGAUCUGAGCAAGCAUCUGCUUUGGAGAACAUGGAGCUAGAACAAUCAACAGGCCAGAGUUCAACUCACAGGGAAAGCAGAAAUAGAGCUGUAAAAAAAGAGAAGCCAUUCGGGGUCUCUGAAACUAAAGAGUAUUUGGAAGAUAUUGAAGAUGCUAAACUUGAUUUAGCUUCCGCAGCAGAAACCAGGGUUGAGCAACUAAAGUUAGCACAGCAGUAUAGUCCAGAUGUCAAGCAUGAAGAAAUUAUUUCAACUAUUCACAGUGAUGAGACUAAACCUGUAAUUAACACUCAAGAGACCAUGCAGGAUGAAGACAGUGCUCCCAGCCAGGCUUCCACAAAAUUAGAUUCUAACAAAAAAGCGGUUGUUAAAAAAACUGUUAAAAAAGUGGUUUCUAAACCAACCGAAGAAGAAACUCCAGAUUUUACUUCCGUUGCCAAGAAAUUGAAAAAAACAGAAACUAUUAAAAGACCAAUUGAGGAAAUAAAACUUGAGACAGUAGAACUAGUUCACCAUGAGUUUGAGUGUACUCCUAAAACUACAGCAGAAGAAAUGCAAACCAAUGUUAAGAUCGCAACAGAACCCUUCAAGGAUGGCAAAAGCGAAGAAGAUUCUAAGAAAAAGAAAAAGAAGAAAAUUGAAAAAACAACUAAAAAUGUAUCUGAGGAAAAAGCUGAUAUUCCAACAGUUAAAAAACCUGAUGAAACUAAAGAAAAUACGAAAAAGAAUGAAGGUUUGGUCCAAAGUAAACCUGAAAUAGAAUCAGAAGUGAUCUUGUCUGAAGAAACUACAAAUAAAGAAGGAAAAACUUCCACACAAAUAAAGACAACAACAAAAAUGAAAACAUUUGAGAAGGAAAAAGUAAUGAUUUCAGAAAAGGAUGAUGAAGGUGCCCAAAAAUUGAAAGAGCUGGAGAAGGCUCCAGUUGGAGAAUGCAAACCCAGGAAAGAAUCAGAAGUGAGGUUGCAUGAAGCAACAUUAUCAGAAAAAGAAGAAAGUGUUGACGUAAAAAUUAAGGAAGAUGUGAAAACUACAGCUAAAAUAAAGAUAUCUGAAAAGGAAAAAGAGUCAAUUUUAGAUGAUGGAAAAUCUGUUCCUGCAAAGGAAAUGGACAAGCCUUCGCUGACUGAAAAAGAUGGACUGGAGACCAAAAAGACACCUAGGAAAUUUUCAAAACAAAAAGAGAUAGUUGUUGAAGACUUAUCAGGUUUUGCAAAAAAGCUGAGAAAAACUGAAAUUGUGAAGAGGCCAAUUGAAGAAACUAAACUUGAAGUUGUAGAAUUAGUUCAUCAUGCUUUCGAAUCUUCUCCACAAGAGGAAGAGCCAGAAAUGCAGACAGCAGCAAAGCUUGCUUCAGAACCAUUAGAAGACAUUCCUGAUGUAGUAGAAGAUGAUGCUCCGAAAAAGAAGAAAAAGAAAGUUAUAACCGUCAAAAAGAAAGCGGUUGAAAAAACUGAACCAGCAACUCCCAUACAAAAAGGAGUUGUGGAACCUAUUGAAGAGUUAAAAACUAUUAAAGAUUUAAAACCCACACCAGUGAAGCCUAAAGAAGAAGUGGCAGAAAAUAAAAUUGAAGAAAAUUUAGAACCUGCCUUUGCAGUUAAACUGAAAAAGUCUGAAGUUAUAAAAAGACCAAUUGAGAAAGCAGAAUUAGAAAAAAUUGACUUGGCUCAUCAUGAUUUUGAAAAUGCUCCCUUGGAUCCAGCAAUAGAAAUGAAUAGCUCAAUUAUUACAGGCACUAAGAUUGAAAAGAAAACUAAACAGAUGAAAAGGUCAGUGAAAAAUUCGAAUAAUAAUUCAAACCCAGACACUUCUACAUCUGAUGAUGAAUCAAUUAUAUCACUCAAAUCUGAUGAUAUUGACUCAGUAAAAGGUGAACCGGAGUCUGAUCUAAAAAGUGACACAACUCCAAAAAAAGAACCAUUGAAAAAAUCAAAUAAAAAGGCAUUACCAACCAAACCUGAAGAUCCUGAGCCCGGUAUUCCAAAGCUAAAAAAAGCUCCUCCUCCUAGGCCCAAGGACCUAACACCAGAAAGAGAAACUGUAAAACUGAAACACCAUGAUUUUGAGUCUAAACCUUUGGAUAUUCCUGCUGAAGAAAAAACAGGAAUAAAACUUAAAAUUACAGAUGAGGCCCUACCUGGUAAAGAUAAAAAAGUAAAGAAAAUAAAAAAGAAAAUACCGAAGGAGAUUAAUCCUCAAAUUCCACAAUCAGAUGAAGAUGAGUUGGUUACAGAAGAAGUGGAGCGAAAGGAAAAAGAUCCUAUUGUUAAACCUGCUGCUGCAAUCACAAAAAAACAUGCAGACCAUGAAAAAAUAGAACUUCCAACGUUCCUAAACUUUCCCUCUGAACAAGGAUUAUCAAUUGUCAAAGAUGAAACACCCCAAGAGCUGAAGAAUGCGCCUGAAUUUGCGGAACAAGCCAUAGAAACUGUGGAAGAUGAUGAUACUUCUUCAGAAUCUGUUAAAAAAACUAAACCUUCUGUUAAAAUAUCAAAAACAAAAAAGAAAGCAAGGUCUGAAGAUGACUUUAGGCAAAUCCCAAUCACAGUGUUAAAAUCAGACAUGACAGAUGAGACAGUCACUGAUUCUGAGCCAGUUAUAGAAGAGCCUCUAGACGAUAUUGCAGAAAAACUAGACAAUCUGCAAAUCGUUGAGGCUGACGAAAAUGAUGGGAUCAUAGAUCAGAAUAAGGUGGUUUCUAUUCCUAUUGCUGUAAUCGAAAUCCCUGAUGAGACAGGGGACGAUACACCUUCAAAAAAGACUACAGAGAUUCUUGAAAUCACAGAGGUUGACUCUCUCCCAGAAACUCCAGUGAAGGAUUCUGAUUUGCACACAAACACUGCACCGGAGACUACAUUGGAUAAAAUUCCUAAACAUGAAAACAAACCCCAAAAAAAUACUAAACCAACAGCGAAACCCUUCAGAGAUUCAGAAUCAGUCACAUCAGAAUCAAAAUCCGUCCCGUCAAAAGUUGGCACUAAGAAAUUAACAAAGGCUCAAAAAGUAACAUCCCCAGUUCAACCAGCAGAACCAACAAAAGUUAAGUCUGCGGUCAAAGCACUAAGCCCUCCUAGGGUUGUCGUGGAGGAUGAAACAGAAAUGGAAACUGAUUUCACCUCUGAAUAUUCAGCAACGGAGGAUGAUGUUGAAUCUUUGGCUGAGCAUGAAACAUCUGGAAUUCCCAUGACUGAUUUUGAAUCUCUGAAUAAUAAUAUCAAACAUAAAAGACCUAAACAAUUUAAAAAAGAAAUUCUGAGUUGGAAAAAGACAAGUCCACACCCGGAACCAGAGUCAGUUACCCCUGACUCCUCUUCUAUUUCUCAACCCAAACCUGAAAAACCCACAAAAGUUAUUGAAACGAAAAAAGAGGAGGUGAAAGAAGAAGUGCAAAAAGUGGGAACCCCAUCAGUGUCACCAGUACGCUCUGCUCAAUCCUCCAGAGCUUCUUCCCUCACUGGUAGCUCAAAGUCAGAGGUUCCGGAGAAGAAGAAAUCCUACAGAGAAAUCCGCGAAGAACAGCUGGCAAAGGAAAGAGCGGAAAAGGCUGCCCAAGAAGCAGAGGAGGAAGCCAAUAAGCCUGCAGGGCCCAACUUUAAGAUUACAAAGUCGCGCCGUAGGUUAAGCGGACAGGAUGGGGAUGAGAAAUCAGAAUGGGAGAGAAGACUUGAAAAGCCGUCAGUUCCUCUAAAAGCUACAGGGGACCCAGGACCUCCACGUAUUGUAGAAAUUCAGGAGAAAUACAGCGCUGUCGAAGAACAAACUGCUUGCUGUUAUAUGUUCGUUGAGGGAAAUCCUGCUCCUACGUUUAAAUUCUACAAGGGCUCCACCAUUAUCCUGGAGGGUGGCAGAUACAAGCUAGUCUCAGAUGGAGAUAAUAAUAAUAUGAUCAUGCUCGCCAUUACUAAGGUCAAAGCCAAUGACGAAGGAGAAUACAGGGUGGUCAUAGAAAAUGAACAUGGAAAAGAUGAAAAAUCGUUUAUGCUCUACGUUUCAGAUGCCAGUGGAAUGGAUUUCAGAUCUAUGCUGAAAAAGAAAAAGUAUUCUAAGUGGGCUGGUGAUGAUGAAGGACCAGAUUGGGGAGAUCUCAAGCAUAAUGAGAAAGAAGAAGAACCACAACUGAAGAAAGUUAAAGAGAAGCCAGAGGAAUGGGUUAUUCCACUCAGGGACAAAACUAUUAAAGAAAUUGAAGAUAAGAAGGUUGUAUUCCAAUGCCAGUUCAGUAAAGAGAACCAAAAAGCAAAGUGGACUUAUAAGCGUGAAGAGCUCUUCCAGGGCCCACGCUAUAAGAUUGAACAGCUGGAGGAUGAAGACGGUCAACUUACCGUACAUCAGCUAACGAUUAGCAAACCAAUGCAUAAGGAUAUGGGAAAAUAUGUGUGUGAUAUCGGUGGUAUCACAACAGCUUCAUAUUUAGACGUAGAGGAGGCUCCUCCCGACUAUCACUUUACAAAAAAGCUUGCUAAGCAGUAUUCAAGUCUACCUGGGGAAGAGAUUUCAAUGCAGUGUACGCUCAACAGCUAUAAAGCUAGUGUACGCUGGUGGAAGGAUGACAAAGAAAUAUUAGAGACAGAUAGUGAUUUUGAAAUUGACAAAGACAUUAUGGGAAUCUGUAAGCUCACAAUUAAAAAUCCGCAAAAACACCACAUGGCGAAAUAUCACUGCAGAAUUGCUGGUCGAGAGAAAGAAAAAAAUUGUUUUACCAAAACAGAAUUUGUUCUUAAAGCGCAACCCUGCUACUUUACUAAACAGCUGAUGAGCAAACGAGAAAUAGAACAUAGAGAAGUCACUCUACACUGCCAGGUUGACAUCGAAGAGGCGGAUGUGACCUGGUAUUUUGAAGAUAUUGAGAUCAUCAAGGGCUACCCCGACUGGUUCGAUCACAUCAAGUUCGUUGACGAUGUCCGCGAGCGUAAACUUGUCAUCACCGAUUGCCCGCUUGGGGCUGAAGGUCGAUUUACCGCCAAGACGAACCAGGAUGAGACGGAGUGUAAGCUCCGUGUGGUCCCGGAGAACAAGUUCUUGAAACCCCUGGAGGACCAAACCUGCCAGGAGAAGGAUCAAGUAAUCUUCGAAUGCCAGAUGGGAGAUCCAGAGGCAGAGGCAGAGUGGAAAAUUGCUGGAGAAGUUGUCAAAGAAAAUGACAGGAUUCAGAUCAAGAAGCUUGACAAGGGUGUACAUAAGAUUAUUAUCUUGCACGCUCGUUUGACCGAUACCGGCGUGGUGACCUGUACCUGUGUUGGUCAAAACGAGACCUCAGCGCAGCUUAUGGUCAAUAAGAGAGACCCCCCUGAUGUUGAUGCUGGAGACCAAGAUGCUGAUGGGGGAAAGGUCAAGGUCAAGGCCAAAGCUCGACAGGGUGGUGGGGGCAGUUUAGUGGGCAUAAUACGAGAUGGCGCUGGUGUCGAUAUACCGCUGGAUCAGUACACAUUGGAACAAGACGGGGAUAACUUCUCAUUCAACUUCAAGAAACCGUUCAGACCACGUUCUGGCAGAUACACUGUUGUAUUUACUAAUGAGGGUGGAUCAACAGCUAAAGACUUUAUGGUCAAUUUCCUGGACGUGCCCAGCCCUCCAUUGGGUGUGUCUGUCUCCGAUAUCCAUGCAACAUUCUGUAAUCUUCGCUGGGAAGAACCACAGGAUGAUGGCGGUUCCCCGAUCACACAUUACAUUAUUGAGCAGUGCAGUGCAGACACCAAACCAAACCAAGAAAUUUGGCGGGAAAUUGGAGAAACGGUGGCAGGGAGGACGACAUUUAAGACUGAACUCGUGGAUGGUCAAAAAUACCGGUUUAGAGUUCGUGCACUAAACAAAAUUGGAACUUCUUUACCUGCAGAGCUUCAAGAUUUUGUCCUUGCUAAAGAUCCUUGGGAUGUGCCAGGCCCUCCUCUGAAUAUUGAGGUGCUAGACUGGGAUAAGGAUUAUGUUGAUCUAAGCUGGGAGGCUCCACAAAAAGAUGGAGGAGCACCUAUUCUGAAAUAUAUUAUAGAACGAAAGGAAAAGUUUGGUAAGGACUGGGUGAAAUGUCACAUGACCGACUCCGCUGACCUGAAAACCAGAGUAACCGAUGUUCUUGAAGGAAAGCAGUUUGAAUUCAGAGUGAAAGCAGUAAACAAAGCAGGAGAAGGUGCGCCAAGUGAACCAAGUAAACUUGUCACAUGCAAGAGCAGAUUUGUUAAGCCCUUUAUUAUCGGAGACAAGAUGGUGGACGUUGUUGUAAAAUGCGGGAAAGUAAUCAGCUGGGAUAUCAAAUAUGGCGGGGAACCUGAUCCAGAAGUUAAAUGGUUCUUUAACGACCAAGAGAUUAAAACCGAUGAAAGUUUAGACACCAGUACAAGACAAAGAGUGACUGUUGACAAAUAUCAAAGGAAUACUGUGCUAACCGUUAGAAGAACUUGUAGAGCUGAUACUGGGAAAUACAGGUUGGUAUUGACCAAUGACAGCGGAGAAUGUGAAACAUCAGCUGAUGGUGUGGUACUGGGCCGACCAUCAAGACCUACUGGACCCAUUGAGAUAACUGAAGUGCGAGCAAAGAGAACCAAGGUUGGUUGGCAUAAACCAGAAUCUGAUGGUGGAGUUCCUGUCACAAAAUAUAUCAUUGAAAAAAUGGACGUUGACACUGGCCGGUGGGUUCCCUGUGCCGAGGUAGAUGCCGACACUACUGAAACUACUGUGGACGGAUUAACCCCAGGGAAAACCUACAAGUUCAGGGUGAAGGCUGUGAAUAGUGAGGGUGAAUCUGACCCUUUGGAAUCUGAGGAUGCUGUUAAAGCGGUCAACCCGUAUACUGUUCCAGAUCCACCACAGAAUGUUUGUAUCCCGGACUGGACCAACGAGCUGGUUGAACUGACCUGGACUGCGCCGGUUCAAGAUGGCGGCCGCCCGGUCACUCACUACACGGUCGAGCAGAAGGGAAAAUAUGAUUUAGACUUUAAACAAUUUAUUAUUUUUUAA